Messenger RNA from Aspergillus brunneoviolaceus CBS 621.78, 3393 nucleotides. Its product is annotated as putative ubiquitin conjugating enzyme. The coding region runs from base 54 to 3209 and encodes 1051 amino acids. NCBI's taxonomy places the organism in Eukaryota, Fungi, Ascomycota, Eurotiomycetes, Eurotiales, Aspergillaceae. The record is from RefSeq and is a predicted model, not a curated record. The transcript has 3 exons. Gene Ontology annotation, molecular function: NAD+ poly-ADP-ribosyltransferase activity.
CAUUUCUCCUCCUAACUCACCCCUCUCUAUCUCUACCUCCUGAGUCUAUCAGCAUGCCUCGCGCCGACUUCUUGCGGGACGCUAGACAGGCCUCUCAUCCUCAGUUGACUGGCUUCGAGCUUCGGCAAGAUGACACCUUCACUUUCACCUACAGUGAUCCAACUGGUCAUCAAAGUUGUAUCCAACUCCUCAUUCCAGAUCUAUCCGCAUACCCGACUCAGCAUGAGUACUUGAUCUGGGGCGACGAAGGUAUCUCCGAUCCUGUUGCCCAGACAAUUCAGUCUAUUGGCUCUAAAUACAAUGGCCGGCCUCUGAACGCACUUCUCCAAGGCUUCUUGGACCGCUUAACUGGUCAAAGCGACGACAAUACUAUGGAUGCCAGCUCGGAGGGUGAGGGUUAUGACUUGGACACCGACGGUGAGAUGGAAUUGGACACGGACCACGGUCCCGACUGGGACGAGGUCCAUGAGCGCCUGCGAAAAGACCUUCAGGCUGCGAAACAUUCCGGAAUCAAAGUUGGAGUUCUGGGCGACAUGCAAGGCCGCGUCAUCGUAGUCACCUCUUGUCGUGUUGCUCGGCUGAACAUCUCCAACGAUGCGCUUCAAUUGUGGAAUGUCUCCCCCUCCGACUAUUUGGUUCUCCUCAUCAAAUACCCUUACAAGUACUACAGCUUGGACGAUAAGGCUCGAUCUAAUCCGUUGCAGAAGCCGCAAAUGUACGUCGGUCUUUGCGACUCGUAUAAGCCCACGCUGGCGUCCACCCUGAAAGCUCUCCAUCCCCCCGGACAAGAACUGAAGGACACGAGCGGUACGAUUCCAGAUCCCACAGCAGAUCCUGCUCUCGGGCGAUUGAGAUCCUCAUUUGUGACGGAAAUGCUUACGGAUCUAUUUAACGAACGGCUGCUGGACCUCAUCCAGCUUAGAAUCGAUCACGGCUACUCCUGGACAGGGGCCGAGCACUACUAUGACACUCAACAAGGCACAAAACCCGGCAUGGAAGAUGAUAGAGACCCGAAGUAUUUUGUGGAAGAGGCCUGGAGUACCUGGAUUCCCGGUUUUGUUCAAAAAGAUGACCUCCGAUGCAUUCGGGACGAAAAGAGGCUGUCCUUACCCCGCAUUGCGAUGCAAUAUGCGCUCCGGCGCUUCACCCGUGCCAGCGAAUUCUGUCUAGUAUGUUACUGCAAGACCGCUGCCAGCUUCCAGGCACUGAACCCGUACGUUUGCUCGAAGCGGCUCUGUCUGUUCCAAUAUCUAGAAUGUGGCAAGGGACCGAAGCUGGAGUGGCAGAUUGUGCAUCAUCCUGAGGUCGUGGAUCUACUCGUGUCCUUCGCCUACCGGCGUGCCAAGGCAAAAUCGCUGACUGACUGUCUCGACCUUCCUCUUAAAGUCCCCAAUCCGAAUCUGAAUUCGAAACAGGCUGUUCAGGCAAAACUGGUUGGUGACACGCUCGUUCCGCAGGGACGACUCGAGUUAAAGGUCGGCGAGUGGAUUGUUCUUACAAGGAAGGUGAGAAACCAAAACGAAAUAAUCACUCCAAUUCAUUAUUGUGUUCGCAUGCACAACGAUGAUGGUUCCUACACUCUCUCAGGGCCUAUCUACGAGGGCAAGGAUAAUCCGGAGCCCACAAAGUCCGGAUCUCCAAGCGUGAUGGUUACGCUGUACAACAAAGACUUCGAUAACUUGACACUGGAGGAAAAGCAGGUGAUGCUCGUGAGGUUACUCGAUACGCUCCCGGGAGUCGCCUCGAUGGUCGAGUUCAUCAAAGGCAGUUCUAGCCAUCGGACUCUCGACGCGUGGGAAGAACGCAUCUCCCCCGCCGCACUGUACCUUUUGCGAUGGAUCGUUUCGUCAAAUCGAUCCUGCAUCAUUUAUGACAAAGACCCAGAGCACAAGGUUGCAGGCAUGGAGGGUCACAUGCAGUUUCGACUCGCUCAAGGGACCCCAGACAAGGAGCAGGAAUUCGUGGAGGCGAUUGAGCGAGAGCUCCAAGCGUCGAAGAAGCAAUAUCCCACUCUCUUUGCUUGGCAUGGAUCCCCAGUCAGCAGCUGGCAUAGUAUCCUUCGACGGGGCCUACAUUUCGAGCAAUGUCGCAAUGGGAGAAGUUUUGGGGAUGGGGUGUAUCUAGCCCGGGACUUCCGGCUCUCUGAUGGCUACUCUAUAAGGGAUCGCGCCGAGGGGUCCUGGCCGUCGAGUAAGCUAGGGAUUACGAUGGCAAUCUCAUUGAACGAGGUUGUCAACUGCCCAGAGCAGUUCAAGUGCACAUCGCCGUAUGUGGUGCAGGAGAUAUCAUGGAUCAUGCCUCGGUACCUUUUUGUGAAAUGCUCCAGGCCCGCGGCGGGUACUAGCAGCCGCAAGAUUCUACAAGACGUCUAUGUGCAGGAUCCCAAGCGAACAGCUCUCGGUCAGAAUGACGUACCAGUCAGAAUGACGUACCAGUCACAAUUCCUCUAUCCGGGAACCUCAGUCGGUGGUGAUGGUGGUGGUGGUCGCAGAUUGGACGCUGGCUAUGAGAGCGACGCGACCCUCGAUGAGGAUCGCCGCCUGCUCGAAGAAAAUGACGAUGACAGUGACUGCGUGAUCCUCGACCCCUUGGCGGUGAAGAUGCUGCGCGUGUUAAGAUCCGCCAACAUCAAGCUAUUGCCCCCUCCUACCGACGCCACCUCGCAGGCCACCACAAGACUGAUGCGGGAGUUGGGAGCCACCGCAGCGCUCCAGGCGCGCGACUCCUUGGCUGAGCUCGGUUGGUACAUCGAUCCCGAACGGGUUGACAAUCCGUACCAGUGGCUCGUGGCUCUGCACAGUUUCGAUCCCAGCCUACCGUUGGCACGGGACCUGGCCGCCACCGAGGACAAGUGCAUUCUCCUGGAAAUCCGGUUCCCGCCCUCAUUCCCGUACUCUCCCCCAUUCGUUCGCGUCGUCAGACCACGGUUUGUGCCGCUCGCGGCCGGCGGAGGGGGCCAUGUCACCGCCGGAGGCGCCAUCUGUAUGGACCUGCUCACCAGCUCCGGCUGGAAUCCGCUGUAUCGCAUGGAGAGCGUCCUGUUGCAGGUGCGGCUCCUCAUUUCAUCCAAGGACCCGUACCCGGCCCGCCUGGAUGCUCACCAGAAGCACGAUUACUCCUGGCGCGAGGCCGUCAACGCAUUCAUCAGGAUGUGUAGCAUUCACAACUGGAAGGUGCCGGAAGACUUUGGAAAGAUGCAAGCAGCAUAGUGAGACUGCGUUCCCCUUCUAUCUCGAACUAAGAUAGGGAGUCAGAGAGACGGUGGAUAGUGGUGGAUACUUGAGCCCGGCGAAGCAACACUGCAGACAUGCGCAUCCCUUUACGGUUUAUUGCCCAGACGGACACCAAGGCUACAUGUACAGUCCAGGACUCAAAUCCAUCCAACACAACCAC